GAUGUCGCCAAGCAUAACACUACCAGCAUCACACGCAAGGACUACCCAGAACAAUUCCUACGUCGUUUGGCACAGCUCACUUGUGGAUCGUUUGCCACUGUGCAGUUUGUUUGUGACCAUUCAGCCUGCAGGCAUGGAUGUCUUGUUUGGGACCUGGGACAGUUUAACUAUCCUGAACCUAGAAGAUCUAACAACGCUAAAGUUUUUGUCCACAUGCUACACGACGAUAGCAUCAUGCAAGUGAUUACCAGCCUUUCCGGAAAAACAUACCAGGCAUUGCCGAUGGACCACCAGCAAGUACUUAUGAAUUAUAUCAGAAUGAAUCCAUCGGGUGAGUUUUAUCAGACAUCUUCACUUUUCAUCGUUGACGUUCUGUACUCUUCAUCUUUCUGCAAAACUGAAGAUCAUUUGGACCAACAAGAGCAUUGGGCGAAAUAUCUGGUCGACCAGCGACUGGUCAACGGUGUCAAUCGAUAUCUGCGCCAGACUGCACGAGAAUGUGCACACGAUAAUUCUUGGUGGUCAGAUAUGAAUUUUACCGGAGUACCAGGCCAAUCGAUACUGCUUGGAAGAAACGUAUUGGCACGUCUGCCAGAGGACGGGCACUUCUACCGUGGAAAUAUUGUUGAGCUCAAGGGCAGUUUCAUAUGGCACAUGGCCCUUAUUCGAUUUGGGCCGUUCCGUACAACCGAUCGCUUACCGCGAUGUCGGAGUGGCACUGGAAAGUCAUGCUGCAACAGUUAUCGCUACGAGUCUGUACCAAUGUCAGAACUGAUUGACUUGGACUAUGCACUUCGACACCCUAUCCGAACGGGAGACCGAGUACUCGUUCCAAACUUGUGGCCCAAACCCCGGUGUGCUUCGCAUCAGAAGGAGGCUUGCCCUCGAAUAGCCCACAUGCGUUAUCUACCAGCCACGGUGGUUGACGGCUUCGAGGAUCGGAGUGUGUUCCACCCAGAUAGAUAUUGCGGCCAAACAGUGUCGAUGAUUACAGUAGCCCUUGCGAGCAAUAAGUAUCGGCUCGGUUGUCAUCCAGUUGAACCAGGUCUAGCCGUGUGGAUACCAAACACAACUUACGAACGACUCAUUUUGGAGCAGUUGCUUCCAGCUUCAGAACGAAAAUGGUUGCGAACCCACACAUUCACUCCCUAUGUAUACCCAGAACAGUCAGCACCCGGUUAUCCGGCAGAUGGUCAACAAAAAAAGACAUCCGACCGGAAGGCUAUUCCCUAUGAGACGCAGCUAGUGAAAUACUUGCAGUUGCACUACAAACCCAUUUGUCAGGUAGGUUGGGUUGUUUACUGGCACAUUAUAAACGUACUUUUUGUUGCACCUUUGCUUAGAACUGUGUUUUCACAUUUACUUCCUUCUCAGUCUAUCUAG
Messenger RNA from Opisthorchis viverrini, 1383 nucleotides. RefSeq lists its product as hypothetical. The annotation marks the transcript as partial. The record is from RefSeq and is a predicted model, not a curated record. The transcript is spliced from 4 exons. Lineage: Eukaryota; Metazoa; Platyhelminthes; Trematoda; Opisthorchiida; Opisthorchiidae.